CAUUAAGUGGCCUAAUUCUGUCAACUCACUUGCGAGGAAGAUGGUCGAUGUAGUCUUGUAUUCACUUGAUAAGCACUUCAUUGUUAGUGAUAGGUGGCUAGUAUCCCUAUUAAAUUUCAUUUGGGAAGCGAUUAUAUGGAAUCCGGCAUACAGAGAAAGGUUUGUAGGCAACGAUGGCAUAUACAAGUUACUGGACAUUAUUACGAUGACUCGACCAGCAGUUCAAUGCAUCGCACUAGCGGUGGUAUGCGACAUCGCUCGCGCUGGCGAUGCAGUCGGCCAGCUGGUAUCAUGGCGAGCCAAUCUUGGAGCCUCUAAUGCGAACCCCAACGUAGUGCAACGCGGUGCAACUAUCGCGAGCCUGCUGGCAUCAGUGUUUCGUGAAGGAUGUCGGUCUUUAGGAGUAAAACUUGACGGAAAUGGAGUAAUACAAGAGUUGAAUCACCCAAUCAUGUCGGAAGAUGUUCGCAACGAGCUGGAGAACACAGAUGAAUAUUAUGCUGUCAAUCAUUCACCCCUUUUGUGCUUCGGUGCAGAGGACAUGGCUGGUUCCUGCAUGUCGAAGGCCUUCGCUAUAUUGCAUAUGCUGUCUGAAGACCUGAACGACAGAGUGGAACUAGCUGAUGAAGCAUAUAAUUUGUACAAGAACAUAAAUUUGACUUUGGAAGACGAGGUGAUAUUAGUACUUUGUUCUCAUUACCUGACGCUAAAGUUAAAUGAAGUAUGGAUGGAGACAAAGGUACAAUGCGUGAAAAUGUUCGAACCGGACUGUGUUGUUGUCGACGACUUCCUUAAUGUUGGCAAGUAA
Spodoptera littoralis (African cotton leafworm) is the source of this 808-nucleotide messenger RNA. The record is from the annotation of a GenBank genome assembly. Lineage: Eukaryota; Metazoa; Arthropoda; Insecta; Lepidoptera; Noctuidae.